AUGGAUUGUUUCUUUUCAUCAUCACUGAUUAACCCUAGCUUUUCAAUCCCAGGAUUGUUCUGGAAACAAAAAUGUUUCGAUUGGAAUAAUCCUCCUGAAUAUGAAUAUAUCAGCCUUGAUGGAAAUGUCAAUAGUUAUGUACCUUUGAAGACUAUAAAUUUCGCAAAAGAGGUAUUUCCUGGAGGCAUAGAGAUUGUUCAAUCUUGUAACGGACUUCUCCUUUGUCGGAAUUUUGGAUUCAACGAGUGGAAUUUCACUUAUUAUGUUUUCAAUCCAUUCACAAAGCAACACAAAACUUUACCUCGAUCUCAAUUGAGAAAAUGUGGGUUCCAGUACCUAUUCAAUUUCAGUUUAGCGUUUGAUCCAUCUAGAUCUCCGUAUUAUAAAGUCAUUGCUAUAUGGGGCGACAAACUAUGGGCAGGUGAUAAGUAUCGAAUUGAAGUCUACUCUUCGGAAACCACACUUUGGAGGCUAUGUGAAGAUGAAUAUACUCUAGAUGCGUUCCCUAUACCUUGUGUUUCUGCUACUUUCUGGAAUGGUUCUUUAAACUGGAAUGCUGAUCAUGGGUCUGUGAUUUAUUUUGUUAUUGAUCGAGAAUUAUUAGGUGUAGUUCCAAGGACUCCACAACAAAGAUUACGAAGUUCCAUAGACAUCACGGAUGUUACUGAGUAUCAGGGUCGUUUCUACCUUAUUGAGAGAGGAUAUGGUGGUCGAUUUUUAAACAUAUUGGAAAUGGAUACUGCUUACACGGGGUGGAAAGUCAAAUGCAGUGUUGCUUUAGAGCAAUUGAAGUCGUUUCGGAAGUUUGAGGGGUCACAUCCUUUUGAUUAUAUUUUAUUUAUACGAAACGGAGAAGAAGACGAGUCGUCAAAGUUGGUGGUACUAACACAAGGGAAUAUGGUUCUCUCUUAUGCUCUUAACGAAAUGAGCUUCAAAAGAGUGUAUAAUAUAUCACCACAACGCUUACUUGGGAGAAACUGUAACUUUUAUCAGUACAUUGAAUCGCUUGCUUGUGUUUAG
This is a messenger RNA of Papaver somniferum (opium poppy), 1020 nucleotides long. RefSeq names its product F-box protein At5g07610-like. The record is from RefSeq and is a predicted model, not a curated record. NCBI's taxonomy places the organism in Eukaryota, Viridiplantae, Streptophyta, Magnoliopsida, Ranunculales, Papaveraceae. The transcript is spliced from 2 exons. The coding region runs from base 1 to 1020 and encodes 339 amino acids.